AUGGCCCCCGGCGCUGGCACCAAGGCGAGUCUGAAAACACUCGUUUCAGAAUGUGACACUGACAUGAUACAGGUCGAUCUCGGCAAAAACGCUCCCACUAAGAAGGAAGGCGCCGGUGCUGUGCCUUCGGAAUCUCUGGCUGCCGAGUCCUUCCAGGAGGGCGGUGAGUUCACCUCCAACAAGGGCAUCCGCUCCGAGAAUGUUCCCUCCAAGUCCUCCGAGGCCUCGGGCGCAGGCCGCGAUACUACCUCCACCGGUCGAACUGGCAACGUUUCCAAGUCCUCCACUGGACAAGCCGAGGGUCAGCACCGCCGUCACAGCAAGAAUCUCGAGGGAAGCUGGGAUGAUUCCAAGACAGAGGAUGGUCUUCAGAAGGCGUUGAACGCUGAGCCCGGUAGCGACGACGACCCUGGUCGGUUGGCAGAGCUGAAGUUCCAGCAGCAACAAGCUGGAGGAGGUGCUGGCCCCAGGGAAGGAAAAUUAUCGACCAAGUCUGGCUACGAUGCUCUGAACGCGGAGACUCCUUCUUAA
This is a messenger RNA of Fusarium keratoplasticum, 531 nucleotides long. RefSeq lists its product as uncharacterized. Bases 1 to 531 code for a protein of 176 amino acids. NCBI's taxonomy places the organism in Eukaryota, Fungi, Ascomycota, Sordariomycetes, Hypocreales, Nectriaceae. The record is from RefSeq and is a predicted model, not a curated record. The transcript has a single exon.